CUAGGGAAACCAAGACUAAAGACUCCUCUACCACAAUUCUUGAAUGCUGUCCAGACCAAAGAGACAUCUGAUGUGUUUAUAUGCAAUUACUGGCUGAUUGAAGGAGUUGGAGUAAGAUUUGUAACCAAGUGUUGCUGGUGGUUAUGAUGGUUUCACUUUUUCUACUUAAACUCGCUUGUUCUCACUAAAUCGCGUACCGACUUUAGUUGUCGCGUCACAUUUGUGCAUUUGCGGGUCAUAAGUCGCGACUCCUCAAAGCCACAAGAUUCAUGAUCCGCUCUUAACGACACACACAAUCGUUUUAGGCAUACAUCUGCUCUAUGCUUUCUUAACUCCUCAGCGUGCUCUGAUCCUACUUCUCAUAACUAGUUUCUCUUUUGCACGCACGCCCUAAUCAAUCACUGAAUAGUCUUGGGAUGGAGGACGCCAAGUUGAAUACCCAGUCGGGCGAUGACGAAGAGGAAUUCCGCGAUGCGCUGGAUGAUUUCACGUUCUAUGAUUGCGAAGAAACUUUUUCUGAUCCAAUCGAAUCCUGUGAUGUGCUGUUGCCGGAGGAUCAAACCGUGCCUCCAGCGACUCUACGUCUCCGGAGAUCACGUAAGGCUUCUGCCGGCGAUUCAAUGGAUAUGUCGAGGCCUAGCUCUUCGGUGAGUUUUGAGAAUUUUCUGCUUCCUCGGGACGAAAAAGUAAAGCUCUCUUCCAGAACUAAAGAAUGCGAGAAGAAAUUGGAAAAUGAAAAUUCAGAAUCUGUGGAGCCCGGAAACGGUUUGGAGGCUGCAAAAGAUAGUGCGGAUGGGGAGAAUAAUGACAACAACUAUGAACGUUCUAACCUGACGGGUGAAAACUCUAAUUCAGAGGAUGGUUUACAUGGGGACGAAUUGAACUUGAGAGAAAAUUGUGAUGUCCACAUGAGCCCUCUUUUGACGUUAGUAGGCAUAACGAUAAAGGUCAUCAGCUUCCAAAUUGAUAUGUUAGUGAAGUCUUUUAUGUUUCCCUUCCGCUUGAUUUAUUACCUGUACAUGCUUGUGUUUGAUCCAUUUGGGUUUUUGAAGCGUGGGAGAGAAUAUUUAAUCCAGGAAAUGAAAAGUAUUUGGAGUCUUGUAUUUGAUAAUCUGUCUCCAUUUGUGUAUGAGUGGUUGAAAGACCACCAAGCUAUUUGGAAACUGGGUUUGAAGUGUGGUUGGGGAUUAGUGUGGUCCAGCUAUGUGUGUUCACUAUUGGUGGCAUUGUUAGUGUCAGCAUUUGUGAUGGGUGGUUUGCUGAUAAGGGGAGUGGUGGAGGAGCCAAUGAGAAUGAAGACAAGUUUGAACUUUGAUUAUACCGCAAAGAGUCCAGUGGCAUUCGUACCAAUUGCUGCAUUCCCAGAACUAAGCCAUGAUAUAUAUCAUGAAGAGAUGCCCGGACUUGCCAUGGGAAGUGGAUCAAGGGCUGUACCUCCUAAUUAUAAGUUGCAGACUGCAAUUUCAUUGACAUUACCGGAGUCUGAAUAUAACCAGAAUCUUGGGAUUUUCCAGGUCAGAGUAGAUUUCCUCGCUACUGAUGGUAAAACUCUUUCAAGUUCAAGGCGCCCAUGCAUGUUGCAAUAUAGAAGUCAGCCCAUCCGUCUCCUGCUGACUCUCCUUAAAGUUGCUCCUAUUUUAACUGGCUAUACAACAGAAACCCAGAAUUUGAAAAUAAACUUUAGAGGUUUCACGGAAGGUGACGUACCUACUGCCUGCUUAAGGGUGGUUAUCGAACAGAGAGCUGAAUUCCUCCCCGGUGCUGGUAUCCCUGAAAUUUAUGCUGCAUCUCUGACCCUGGAGUCUAAACUUCCUUUGCUGAAAAGGGCCCUAUGGUUUUGGAAGAAAACAUUAUUUGUAUGGAUUAGCAUGACUAUCUUUAUAAUGGAGUUAGCUUUUGCUCUCAUCUGCUGCAAGCCAUUCGUUAUCCCAAAAAUAAAAUUGAGGGAAGUUACUAAUAGAGGUGCAUCACAGAAUGAUCGUCCAAGUCAAAGUUAGAAGUAAAACCUAGCUACUUGGCUAAUAUAAGGGUGCUGAAUAUUUCAUAGGUUCUGUGGUUGUACUUUACAAAUGCUGAUUUUAUGUGUAUAACAGGUUGAUCCCUGUUAUCUGUAAGUAUGUUCUGACACUGGGAAAUAGAUGGCUAGAUUGUAUAUAUUGCUCAAGUGGCUACCUGUUUCUCUCUA
This is a messenger RNA of Sesamum indicum (sesame), 2185 nucleotides long. The record is from RefSeq and is a predicted model, not a curated record. NCBI's taxonomy places the organism in Eukaryota, Viridiplantae, Streptophyta, Magnoliopsida, Lamiales, Pedaliaceae.